Molecule: messenger RNA, 2938 nt
Organism: Blepharisma stoltei
Lineage: Eukaryota; Ciliophora; Heterotrichea; Heterotrichida; Blepharismidae
Source: the annotation of a GenBank genome assembly
AUGGGAAACACUCUAGGAGAUAUGGUUAAACAAGAGUCCAAAGAGCUUCAAUGAAAUCUCUUGCAGUCUGACGCAUUUUAUUUAGAAUUAACCAGCAAUACUUUUCAAGACAGAACUCCCCAAGACAUCUGCAAAUCAGUCAUAAAAAACAGCCAAAAAAUAGAAUGGAUAUGACAGAUAAUGCAAAAAAUUACACAAUCUUGAAAUACACCAAACCUCGUCAUAAACCUAAUGUUGAUGCUAAAGCAUUUCUUUUUGUUUGUAUUUUCUGAAGGAAUUCCUUAUCAAUUCCUAUUUCAUCACAGAGCUGAAAACCACGUGGAAAACCAUGAUUCAUCAUUCCAUAGACUAGUUCCUUGCCAUCUUACCUAUAAAGGAGAAGGUAGGACUAUCUAUAUUAGUGUCCCUCAGUCCUUAACAUAUGAAAAGCAAAAAGAGCAAGCCUACUUAAUCGAAACAAUUAAAUCGAACUUUCCACAAGUAAAUGACCAUAUAACGAGAACAAAUGAGAGGAUUUAUAUGGUGGAUGAUGAUGGGAGGAAUGCGGACAUUGAUGACAUCUAUAGGCAUUAUAACGCAGAGUCAGCUGAAGAUGUACUGAGUGACCCAUUUAAAAGAAGCACAAAAAUUUACUCAAUUUUUAAAGCCAAUAUAAAUACAACUGAAUGUGACAUGGAUUCCCCUAUGAGCAUUUUCUUAAAAGAACUUAUAGAAAACUUAGCAAAUUCAGACACAGAUAAAGAAAUUCAUAAAAUGCAAACUGGGAUAAAUUUGCUUUUAAUCCUUUUGUCAAGCCAGCUUUAUUAUGUUGAGAAACCAAUCAGCAAAUUAAGGUAUUCUUCAUUUAAACCUUCUCCUGUGAUUGAUAUUCUUAUGAAUCUUAUCUUAUCUUAUAGAACGUCCACUACAGGGUGACAACCCCAGGUACUAUCACUCGCCUUGCGUCGCAUCGGGCCCACAUGUCGCUGGGGAUGGCCUGCUUCGAUCUCCAGGGUGCUUCUCGGGAGAGUGUUCCGGCUUCGAAGGCUCAUGAAUGAGCUACUUGCUUGGGUUGCUUUUCCGAAAAACCCAAAAAAUGGAUUUUUCUGGUCGGCUAUCGGCAAAAAGGAAAAACACGUAGCCUGGGACGUAACGCCCAGUUUCACGCUAGGAAGUUGCCCGAUUGGUCCUAACGGACUCUGCUGAGCUUCCCCUUUCCAACUCCGUGCCCUCCUUCCCCACGAGGAAAAAUCCACCCCUGAGAAUAGACUAAGACUAGGCUCUGAAACACACCAGAAUUGCUUACCUAGUAUUGCCGUCCAUCUCUAGAAUGGUAAAACCUUGCCGGAUAUAAUUAAAUAUGAGUCGAGGCUGCAUGGCCGGGAGGCCAUGCCCAGACAAGACGCCAUAUUUAAUUAUGAUAUUCUUAUGAAUCAACCUAUUGAAAUCGGUCAGCAAUUUAUAUGGAAACUGUUAGAAGUUACAAUAAAAUACUGAAAAAUUGAGAUGCCUAAGUUAGGGUACCUUUCAGUAUUAUGAAAUAACAACCUUAAGAAGCUGAGAAUGGAUGAAAGCGUAUAUGUAGCACCGAGGCAAGCUUUAUCUUUGUUUUUGUUUCUCCAAGGUUAUUAUCGUGCCAAAAAUCCUUUCUCAAUGAGAAAUUGGGAAAUUUCGUGAAACGAGAUAGGCAGGCUGGUUUCUGAGUAAGGAAUAUUUAGACAAAUAGAAAACUCAAUGAUUCUUUUAUUGUUUUACAAUUUAUCGGCACACAAUCCCAGCUUUCAAACCUAUUUGCUUUCUCUUACAGAGCCUGAAAGAUUUUUAGAGCCUAUGGCAUGCUAUUUGUACUCAGCUCCUAAAGAUUGUUUUCGACUUUAUUUAACUUUAAUUACAAUACACAGACUUGCAAAUGACAGAAACUUCAUCAAAUUUAUCAAUAAUGAUGUGAUUCUUCAGCAAAUUCCUUGGCUUCAAGAUUUUCAUAUAGACUCAAUCAGCUUACUCCCCCCCCCUCUGUGAGUGAACAAAAAAAUUUUGUUCACUCAUGGAGGGGUUAUUUUUUUUUUUUAAAAAAAUUUAUAUAUAAAUUUUUUAUAUAGAAAAUUUUUUUUCGAAAUUUAAAAAAAUCCUAAUUCGCAAAAAUUGGAAAGCAAAUAAUAAUUUAAUUUAUAAAAUUUAUGUUUUAAAAAGCAAUUUGUUUAAAAAUUAAAUAGAAUUAGCUCUAUUUUAUUAUACUAAUUAUCACUUAUAUAUCAAAAUUUUUUUCCAUAAAAAAAUUUUUCUAUUAAAAAAAAUUUUGUUCACUCACGGAGGGGAGUUAGGAUCAUUGCUUUAUCUAGGAUUAAUAAAAAUUUAUAGGGAAAAUAUCCGUGGCACAAAAGAUGAAUAUUUGCAUGUCAUUUCCUCCUCAUGCUUAUUUUUUCUUGCUGAGUUUUCAGUGAAUCUCCAUGAAAUUCCAAGCAUGGAGCUGCUAAACAUCAUAAAAGCUCUGGUAGUAAAGCAUAAUAAACUAAUUGCUGCUGAAACGCCAGCUUCUGAAAUAGAUGCAAACAAGGACCUUAUAUAUCUCUCAAUUGAUAUUUUGACCAAAAUUUUGUUUUCGACUUAUACAACAAAUUCUUAUUUAUUAUACGCAAUUCUCCACCAUUCAGAGUUAUUUACUAAGCUUAAAGAGUCAGAUUUAUUAUCAACAAAUAUUGAAAUUAUCAAUGAAAUAAUCAGCUACUUGUUGGCGCAUAUAGAAACCGAAAAUAUUAUGGAAGGAAUUAAUACUUUUUGUAAGACCUUUAAAUUUAGUAGGGCUCCUGAAUAUUUGAUUUUCAAGGAUAUUACAAGCAUUCAGUUCUUUGAAGAAGGGAGAAGAUGGGAAGAAUGCAUAAUCCCGUAUCUUUGGGCUGAAACUGUGAAUGGGCUAAUUACUUUGCCAAAUAUGGAAAAGAUAUUGCUUUUUAAAGUAUAA